This is a messenger RNA of Eruca vesicaria subsp. sativa (arugula), 412 nucleotides long. NCBI's taxonomy places the organism in Eukaryota, Viridiplantae, Streptophyta, Magnoliopsida, Brassicales, Brassicaceae. The record is from the annotation of a GenBank genome assembly.
UCCUUCUUCCACUAAUAAGCACAAGACUGAGAGUGAGGAGGAGUUGUUGAUGGUUCCAGACAUGGAAGCAGCUGGAUCAACAGGUGUUGUAAGCAGCAGUGCCGACGAUGGAGUCAACAAUCAAGAGAUUGACCAGACACAAAAUGCAACCUCAAACGCCAAGCGACCCCGUGGACGAACCCCAGCUGAUAAAGAACACAGGAGCCUCAAGAGAUUGUUGAGGAAUAGAGUAUCUGCACAACAAGCGAGGGAGAGGAAGAAAGUGUAUGUGAGUGAUUUGGAAUCAAGAGCUAAUGAGUUGCAGAACAACAAUGAUGAACUUGAGGAGAAGAUCUCUACUUUGAUUAACGAGAACACAAUGCUUCGCAAAAUGCUUAUUAACACUAGGCCUAAACCAGAUGAUCAUCACUGA